This is a messenger RNA of Paramisgurnus dabryanus, 4833 nucleotides long. NCBI's taxonomy places the organism in Eukaryota, Metazoa, Chordata, Actinopteri, Cypriniformes, Cobitidae. The record is from RefSeq and is a predicted model, not a curated record.
CAUAAGCGGUAGCCUACUACAGUAGCAGAUUACCGCUGAGAACAGAGCUCAGCGUGCUCGCAUUAACACUAUAGUUUAGACAUAGGCUUUGUGAAACCUCGCUGUGUUUAUUCGGAUAGCCGGUACCUCUUGUUUACCUUUAAUACCUGCCUUGAUGAGAUGGAGAGGAGGAUGCUUUGGACAUCAUGUUUUUUCGUGAGCUUUGUAACGCUCUUACUCUGCGCACGAGCAUCAGGCAACCUGCCACAAUGUAGAGAGACAGAAUAUUACUUUGAGUACACAGAAUGUGACAGCACAGGGUCCAGAUGGAGAGUAGCCAUUCCUCACAGACAGGGCAGCUGUACGGGCCUACCAGAGCCGGUCAGAGGAACAGACUGCACUUUUUCUUGUGAAGCUGGGGAGUUUUUAGAGAUGUCAUCCCAGCAGUGUACAGCAUGUGCGGCCGGCUCCUAUUCAUUAGGAAGUGGCGUGCGUUUUGACCAAUGGGAUUCAAUCCCUGCCGGAUUCACCAGCCUGGCCACGUACAUGGACUCAGGAAGUUCAGGGGACGACACUAUGACCUGCAACAAGUCAGUGGCCAGUUCAGGACUGUAUACUUGUGUGGUCAUUGUUACCCUUAAAGCUUUUGCAACGUGUCAGCUGUUUAUAUGUCUAUGUUUGUUUAUCAGUUCUUCAUGGACAGCUCAGGGAACUCACUUGGAGUCCAAUCGUGAUGACUGCACAGUGUCUCUGGUAUACGCGGUACACCUCAUGAAACAGGGCUCUGUCUCUUUUGACUAUCAAUAUGUCGACAGCAACGUCUUCUUUGAGUUCUUUAUCCAGAACGAUCAAUGCCAAGAGAUGGACCAGGCUGGUAGUGAGAAAUGGAUCAAGCUCACCACAAAUGGAGAGUGGGGAACCCACACAGUGAAUCUAAAGUCAGGAACUAACAUCCUGUAUUGGAGAACCACAGGGAUGCUUUUAGGUGGGAAACCUGUGAAGCCAGUCCUUUUGAAGAACAUUCAGAUUGAAGGUGUGGCGUAUACAUCAGAGUGUUUUCCGUGUAGACCAGGCACAUACAGUAAAACUCCAGGUUCUUCCUCCUGUGAUCUCUGUCCAAGGAAUACAUAUUCUGGAAAAGGAGCCAGUUCUUGUACACCAUGCUUGGAGACACAGUAUUCGCAGCAGGGCUGGUCGGAGUGCAAAGAGAAACCACCUUGUUCAGAGAAAGACUAUUUUCAAAUCCACACACCCUGCGACAGAGAUGGCAAGACUCAGAUUUUAUACAGAUGGGUGGAGCCACAGGUGUGCGUGGAGAAUGUGACUGGUGCUGUUACACUGCCUCCAACUGGAGAAAAGGAGGAUUGUCCACCCUGUAAUCCAGGGUUUUACAUGCACAACACUUCCACCUGUCUGCCUUGCCUACAAGGGACCUAUUCAGAUGGCACCACAGAAUGUCAAAGAUGCCCUGGAGGAACUGAACCUUCUCUGGGAUACGAGUACAAGUGGUGGAACAUACUACCGAGGAAUAUGAAAACUUCCUGUUUUAAUGUGGGCAACUCCAAAUGUGAUGAGAUGAAUGGUUGGGAAGUGGCUGGUGAUCACAUCCGCAGUGGAGUGGGAGGUUCAGAUAAUGAUUACCUCAUCUUAAACCUACGAGUGCCUGGAUUCAAACUUCCUACGUCUGUAGACGACGCAUCAGCUACAGAGUUUGGUCGAAUCACUUUUAUUUUUGAGACCAUCUGCAGCGCAGACUGUGAACUUUAUUUUAUGAUAGAUGUAAAUCGGAAAAUCACAAAUGUCGUGGAAUCGUGGGUUGGAAGUAAAGUCAGACAGGCAUAUACUCACAUCAUGACCAAAAACGCAUCUGUGUCAUACACAUGGGCUUUUCAACGUACUAACAAAGCCAUUGAUGCACGUCAGCGUGUGAACGACAUAGCAAAAAUCUAUUCAAUCACGGUGACAAAUGCUAUGGAUGGCUCGGCAUCUGGUUGCCACGCCUGCGCUAUGAUGAGUCAACAGGACGGCUCGUCCUGUGUCCCCUGUCCUGCCGGACAUUUCAUCAACAAAGACACAAACCAGUGUCAGGAAUGCCCGCCCAACACCUUCCUUUCUGGACAUCAUAUCUAUGGGCGUGAAGCCUGUCAGCCCUGUGGUCCGGGCAGCAAGAGCAACAAGGAACACUCAGUGUGUUUUAACGACUGCAGUUUCUCACACGUGGAACGUAACCUAACUUAUACCUAUGACCUCCGUGCCCUAUGCUCAGUGGGGUCAAUCAUGAAUGGGCCCAGCUUCACUUCCAAAGGAACCAAAUACUACCAUGAAUUUAACAUCAGUUUGUGUGGGACAGAGGGGAGGAAGGUGGCUGUGUGCACUGACAAUGUUACAGAUCUGUCUAAUAAAGACCUGCAAAAUGAAUCAGCUGACCUCACCAAUUUUGUAGAGACUUUUGUGUGUCAGUCAACCAUCAUCCCUGCAGAUGGGCGGGGCUUCAGAACAGCCCUGUCCUCUCAGUCUAUAAGCUUGGCUGAUACUUUCCUCGGAGCAUCUGUUGAAAACAUGCUGGAUGGAGUGUAUGUUAGUCCAGACCUGUUUCCAGAGACUUCACGGAAAGUUCCAGAUAUUAAGUUCUUCUUUCGUUCGCCCCAAGCGACAGCCUCUUGUCUGAAUGGUCGAAGUACAGUUGUAAAUCUGCGCUGCAACCCUGAAAAAAGUGACCGUGGGGAUCUUACUGUGCCAAGCAAAUGCCCAGCAGGUACAUGCAAUGGCUGCGAGUUUCAUUUCCUCUGGGAGAGCUCCAGCGCUUGUCCACUUUGCACUAAGGCAGACUACCACUCAAUAGAAGGCGUGUGCAAAGGGGGAAUGCAGGACACCCUCUAUGUGUGGAGCGAACCAAAACUUUGCACUAAAGGGGUAUUACUCCCGAACAAGACAUCCGCCCAUUGUGAAGUGGUUACCCUAUGGGUAAAGGCUGGAAUUGGGGGUGGAGCUUUCAUUGCCGUCCUUCUUAUCUCCCUCACAUGCUAUUUCUGGAAAAAGAACAAGAGGCUUGAAUACAAAUACUCAAGACUUGUAAUGUCUGCCAAUAAGGAUUGUGAGCUGCCAGCGGCCGAUAGCUGUGCGCUGGCGGAGGGAGAGGGCGAGGAGAACGAAGACGAUGUAGUUUACUCAAAUACUCCUUCAUUACUGGGAAAAUUGAAGGCUAUAGCGAGCAAGGCAGAUGGGGACAGCAGUGAAUCAGUACAGCUGAAGUCUUCUAAGGCAGAGAGAUGGGUUUGGGGAUAACAGACUAAAGAAAACAGAUUCAUCAGUCAUGUACAAUGAAGGAGAUAAAGUUCCAGGGAGUGUUUAGGUUCCUACCAACAGCUUUCAAUGUCUUUUUUCAGAUUCUUAAUAUUUGCAUUCACCCCUUCCUCAAAUACAUACAGUGUAUACUCGCCCAAAACCACUUGACUCCAUUCAAAAACAUGGAUAACACAAACACACAAUGUUUGAGUCUUGAUGUGUAUGGUUUUGCACUGCCAUAAACGAUUGCAAACUGAGCCUAAAAGUGUGUUUGUGUAGGUGGGUAUGUUCAUGAGACAGAAGUCCUCCAUGUUUAAGUUCUGCUUGUUCAUAAAAACACAAGCAUUUAGACAAGGAGUUCAUCAAGUGUUUAGCCAACAUAGGGAAACAGAGAGCUUUAUCCAUCACAGAGCUUGAACAACACCUUAGUUUCCACUUGAGAUUUUCCACUUGAAACAGGAACUUUUGACAGCCCCUUCCUUAAAUGUAUCACAGAAAAGACCUACCGGUCUCCUCAGAGGAGAACAAGAGCCAGUACUGUUUUUAUUUGUAUUUUCUAUUGUGCAUUUUGAGCUGUAUAAAAUUAUGCUGAAAUAUUUCUCUGUUCUGUUCUAUAUUGUUUAUGCUUUAAUAAAUUUUCAAAGCAAAAAAGUGGGCAGUUAUGUUCAAGUUAUGUCAAGUUGUCAUGAACAGAUAUGAUGUAUUGGUUUAUGUCAAGUUGUCACAAAGACAUCUCAGACAAUGUCAUCUUUGCAUUAAAAAUGACAUUAUUGAACAAAUGACACUAAAUGACAGCCGUCAUGAACGUGCAUAAAAUCUCCUUCAUGUUCAUGACACGUGUCAUGUCAUGAUUAUGAAGGUGUCGUGUCAGUCUUAUGAACACCCCUUCAAGUAAAGUGUUACCGCUUUCUAUUUUUACCCCAAAAAGCUUGUCAUUAAUCUUAGACAUAACUUUUCACCACUUAACUGAACUGUAAAUUGUGACCCUGCUUGUGAAAUCCAGGAUAAAGUGGAUGCUGAGAAGCAUCAAUUGGUUUUAUUUCAAUCCUUGAUUUCACAUUAAUUUCAAACUUUGACAUGACCGUCGCUACUCAAUUAAUAUUAAAGAUGUUAUGUAGAAAACAGUAAAAAUUACUUUUGUGUAUUAAUUGUGUAACGUUUUUCCAGACUGAAUUGGUUAAUUUUAAGAAAAUAUUCUGGUAAUAUUAAUCGCAAGCAAGACCAGUUACUCAAAACAAUUUCUUUUAAUUCAAAAUAAUAUAUUGGUUAAACAGUAAUGCUGUUGUCACUUAUUGACUUGGAUAAUUUUUUAUCAAAACGCAUUAGACACAACUAUCCACAGAUCAAACUACAUCUUAUGCCACUCCUUAACAUGUAUGUUAGGAGUUCACAUACCAAACCAAACAGCUUACUGCGCUUAUGACUUACAAGUCAAUUCGUAUUGCACCCUUUUAAGUGUAACUGCACAAAACUGUUUGUUUUCCAGAGAGACAAAUAUUAGCGCUUUAAAUUUUCUGGCCUCUGUAUUCUGCAUCCUUUGAUGUCAUCUCCCUCUUUCCUGAUGGUAGG